This is a messenger RNA of Hyaloscypha bicolor E, 1678 nucleotides long. RefSeq lists its product as uncharacterized. The transcript is spliced from 2 exons. Bases 1 to 1542 code for a protein of 513 amino acids. Lineage: Eukaryota; Fungi; Ascomycota; Leotiomycetes; Helotiales; Hyaloscyphaceae. The record is from RefSeq and is a predicted model, not a curated record.
AUGGCAGACCUACCCUCCGACGUACUCGCACCCCGAAGAUCCCCCCGCACCAUCAACAAGCUUUGCAAUGGAGUUCAAAUGAAGACCCGGAAUGAAGAUGGAGACCUUGCCAUCCUGUCUUGCCGUGAUACCGGUCUCCUCCUGGCUCUGGCACAUUGCAGCGGCUGGUCUGCCGACCGCAUCAAGCUGAAGAUCAAGAAGGUUAGUGGCAUCGAAUUCAAGCCCGAAGACAUUUGGAGCUUUCACUGGCGUUGGGUCAUGGACCGAGGCAAUGGAGCUUUAUGUCGCAAGGAUAUUGAAGCCAUGUUGUGGGUGCUGAAGGAGUAUGGCAUCACUGUAUCGGAACGUGGCAACAAGCCUUUGCACACAACAGAGCAACCCAUUUCUGCGUCUUUCAGGAAGGUGUGGACACCGAAAUCCCAAGAUGUAUUGCCACUAUGCAAAGGCUUCAAUGAGUCAGCUCGGCGUCAAACCAAGGAUUACCUGCACAGCAAGCCACUUUCCUUCCUUGGCCAGUUUUCUCCAAUGGAAGAGGGGUUAACGAUGCAAUUCGGCACAACCAUUCAAAGGAUCAUGAGAGAAACAUUAGCAGAGUGGGCUGCAGCGAUACAAGUUAUCAUGAAAGAGACAGCUCCAUACAAAUCUUUGAAAGACCGAGAAUCUGUCAUUAUGAUCAUGGAGCACCUCUGUAAUUUCCACCAGAAGUACGAAGAAGUCUAUGGCUUAAUGGAGGAGACCACCACAUUCGGCAAGGUCAAAGGAAACGCAGUGCAUAUCCAAAGCACAGGCUACGGUGUCAAAGUCCUCUGCGGACUUCUGAUGGCUGAUCGUCUGCACGUCAUUGAUAAAAUCCGAAAGGAAGAGCGAGAGCGAGUUUGCUUCGAGCGGAUGGACAACUCCGACCUUCCUGCGGAUGGCAAGAAUUGCAAUAUUUGCCAAGACCCCCUUGAUACCGAGACACCAGAGGGAACCUCAGAGCAGGGCCUCAAGCUCAUCAUCUGCUGCCAACAGGUCAUCGGCGAGACUUGUCUAAAGGAAUGGCUCGCACGAUCCAGUCCGAGCAUCCGGAAGAAUUGCCCCAACUGCAGAUUCGACUUCCCGGUGUGCUUCCUGGUGAAACUGUUCGGCGAAGGAUACCAGAUGGAGGUGGAUUCCGAGGAAGGAGGAGAUGAUUUGGAGGAUACCAUUGUCGUUGAGCAGCCGAGGGAGGUCAUUAAUCUCCUCAGCCCGUCUCGGGAUCAGUCACCAGAGCCGCUGGGACCUGAGGCUUCGCGACUCGAGCGGUCACUGGCACCAUCGCCAGCUGUUGAGAUUCCCGAUCCGACGUUUAUUACAAGCCGGUCGCUGUCGCCGUCGCCGGCUCUAAUUGCUGCUGGUUACCGUCCUGCCGUCGGACCCCCUAGCAUGCUGGGAGCUGUGUUCUUGAACCCCGUCCAUACGCACAUUCCUCGGGGAGCGGACGGUACGCCGGAUUUUGGUAAUGCUUGGAAUUUUGGUGGUCCGCAGGUGGAGCGAGCGGAUGAUUUUAUGAUGGAGGGAUGAGUUGUCAUUGUGUUGCCGUGUCGUUAGGUCACCGGUUUGCCAGGUGCUGUGUCGCUGAGUUGAUGGGUAGGCGCCUGGGUUUGAUUGGCAAGCUUUGUUUCAUUGUACUUAGAUACCCCGGGUGAUUGCUGCGUUG